Molecule: messenger RNA, 737 nt
Organism: Dreissena polymorpha
Lineage: Eukaryota; Metazoa; Mollusca; Bivalvia; Myida; Dreissenidae
Exons: 3
Coding region: 27-737 (236 amino acids)
Molecular function (GO): zinc ion binding
Source: RefSeq, a predicted model, not a curated record
AUUCUAGUAAAGAAGGGUUGAACAACAUGUGCGAAAUGUGCCAGUAUGUUUCAUUCAAAGCCACGUUUUAUUGUGAGCAAUGCUCGCAACGUUUAUGCAAUUCGUGCGUGAAAUUGCAUAACAAUAUGAAAUUGCUUGCGGGUCAUAACAUCCUUAAAGUAGAUGAAACGAAGCUGGAAUAUGAUUACGCUCGCACAGAAGAAGAACUGGGCUUAGCCAUGCAUGCUAAAUGGUCAGUUGACUUACAGAGUGGACGAGGGGUGCAUACAUAUGAUCAGCUUAAUCACAAAGAAGAAUCUAAAGCGAAGGUCGGGUAUGAAAACAUCGAGGCUCCAAGCAAAGAAAAACGUAUAGUUGAUUCAGUCUUCGACACAGAUGAUAGCGGAGGAGCCGUCGAACACGUGUACGAUUCGAUGGAUUUUUCCCAGUUGGAAUCUCUACCUGAACGGUUUAGUGUAACUGUGGAGCCUGGUGAGUUGGCGCAACGUUGUGGUAUCGAGGGUGUUAUGACAAUGGUGGUGACCAAUCGAAGCAUUUCAUUCGAGGACCCUACAACCCUGCAGAAGAAGUACGUCUUCCAGCUAACUUGGUUUAGGCGCUUUGGAAAGAAACACCCUGACCAUCUCUUUUUAGACGUUGGAACACCAUGCCCAAAUGGGAAAGGCGUUGUCUCGUGCAUUGCUCCUAGUGCUCUAGAAAUUCAUAAGAUAAUAAGCAGUAAAUGUAAAAAACGAUAA